GCGCACAGCCUGAGGAGGAGAGUGGAUGCUGGACAACAUGACGGACUGUGAAGAGGCAGAGGGGGGACCCAACAGUCAGGGUGAUGGGAACCCCAAAGAGAGCAGUCCUUUCAUCAACAGCAGUGCAGCCAGUGACGCAGAGAAGAGCCAGCAGUAUGACGGCAAGAACAUGGCUCUGUUUGAGGAGGAGAUGGAUACCAGUCCCAUGGUUUCCUCUCUGCUCAGCAGUCUGGCAAACUACUCCAACCUGCCAACCGGCAGCAAAGAGCACGAAGAGGCCGAGAACAAUGAAGAGGGGGCGCGUCCGUCUAAAAAACCUGUAAAGGCUCCACAGCUCGGCACUCUGAUGGGCGUCUACCUCCCGUGUAUCCAGAACAUUUUUGGGGUGAUCCUCUUCCUGCGGAUGACGUGGAUGGUCGGGAUCGGAGGCGUCUUUGGCUCCUUCAUCAUCGUUUUCAUGUGUUGCUCCACAACCAUGCUCACAGCCAUCUCCAUGAGCGCCAUCGCAACAAACGGAGUUGUACCGGCUGGAGGUUCAUAUUACAUGAUCUCCCGGUCCCUCGGGCCUGAAUUUGGUGGAGCAGUUGGAAUCUGUUUCUACUUGGGCACCACUUUUGCAGGUGCCAUGUACAUUCUUGGCUGUAUUGAAAUUCUGCUUAUUUAUAUUGUUCCCCAGAUGGCUAUCUUUAAGAUUGAGGGUCUUGAGGGGGCCGAAGCAGAGGCGGCUCUCCUCAACAACAUGCGUGUAUAUGGCACCAUCGUACUGAGCUUUAUGGCGCUGGUGGUGUUCGUCGGGGUCAAGUACGUGAACAAGCUGGCGCUGGUUUUCCUCGCCUGUGUCAUCCUUUCCAUCUUGGCUGUUUAUGCCGGAGUAAUCAAGACUGCUCUCGACCCCCCGGUGUUCCCCGUCUGCAUCCUCGGAAAUCGUACUCUUCUCUCUAAAGGAUACGACAUCUGUGCGAAGGUCAUCGAAAUAGACAAUGACACUGUCACCACCAAACUGUGGAGGUCCUUCUGUGACUCUGACAGCCUCAACGCCACAUGUGACGAUUACUUCACCAACAACAACGUCACAGAGAUUCAGGGUAUCCCAGGGGUCACAAGUGGCAUCCUGGCAGAGAAUCUGUUUGGUAACUACCUGGAAAAAGGGAUGUUUUUGGAGAAACGUGGGCUGUCAUCUGACGCAGAUCCAGACAGUCCCCCCACAACAGGCUCCAACCGUUAUGUCCUGGCUGACAUCACAAGCUUCUUCACCCUGCUAGUUGGGAUUUACUUCCCAUCAGUCACAGGUAUCAUGGCCGGCUCAAACCGCUCUGGAGACCUGCGUGAUGCUCAGAAGUCGAUUCCCAUCGGUACGAUUGCAGCCAUCACAACCACCUCGACUGUGUACAUAUCCUGUGUGGUGUUGUUUGGUGCCUGUAUAGAGGGAGUCGUCCUACGAGACAAGUUUGGUGAAGGGGUCAACGGUAACCUGGUGAUCGGGACUUUAGCAUGGCCAUCUCCAUGGGUCAUUGUGAUCGGCUCCUUCUUCUCCACCUGUGGAGCGGGUCUCCAGAGUCUGACGGGAGCUCCACGUCUUCUACAGGCCAUCUCCCGAGACGGCAUCAUCCCAUUUCUCAGAGUGUUCGGGCACGGCAAAGCUAAUGGAGAACCCACCUGGGCCCUCCUACUGACUGCUAGCAUUUGUGAGAUUGGCAUCAUUAUUGCCUCCCUGGAUGCGGUCGCACCUAUCCUGUCCAUGUUCUUUCUGAUGUGCUACAUGUUUGUCAAUCUUGCCUGUGCACUGCAGACUCUGCUGAGGACACCAAACUGGAGACCUCGCUUUAAAUUUUACCACUGGGCUCUGUCUUUCUUGGGUAUGAGUCUGUGUCUUUCACUCAUGUUCAUCUGCUCCUGGUAUUACGCCAUAGUCGCCAUGGGGAUUGCCACCUGCAUCUACAAAUACAUUGAGUUUUGUGGAGCUGAGAAAGAGUGGGGUGAUGGGAUACGUGGCAUCUCUCUCAGCGCUGCUCGCUUUGCUCUUAUGAGGCUGGAGGAGGGACCACCACACACCAAGAACUGGAGGCCUCAAAUCAUGGUUCUGGUGAGUGUGGAUGCUGAACAGAAUGUAGAGCAGCCUCGUCUCCUUUCUCUGACCAAUCAGCUGAAAGCAGGAAAGGGUCUGACCAUCGUGGGGACCUCAGUUCAAGGAACCUUCCUCGACAACUACACCGAGGCUCAGAGGGCAGAUCAGUCUUUGCGCAAACUGAUGGAGACAGAGAAGGUGAAGGGCUUCUCUCAGGUGGUCAUCUCCUCCAACCUGAGAGAUGGGACAUCUCACUUGGUCCAGGUUGGAGGACUGGGAGGUCUGAAGCACAACACUGUGAUGGUCGGCUGGCCCAAAAACUGGAAACAGCCAGAGUACCACCAAGAGUUCAGGAACUUUAUUGAGGUGGUCCGAGAGACAACAAUGGCCAGCAUGGCCUUGUUGGUUCCCAAGAAUAUCCAUAGCUACCCCUCUAACAGUGAGCGCUUCACUGAAGGUCACAUAGAUGUGUGGUGGAUCGUUCAUGAUGGAGGCAUGCUGAUGCUGCUGCCCUUCCUGCUGCGCCAGCACAAGGUGUGGAGGAAGUGCAAGAUGCGCAUCUUCACUGUGGCUCAGAUGGAUGACAACAGCAUCCAGAUGAAGAAAGACCUCAUCAUCUUCCUCUAUCACCUGCGUAUCGAUGCUGAGGUGGAGGUGGUGGAAAUGCAUGACGGUGACAUUUCAGCUUACACCUAUGAGAAGACACUGAUCAUGGAACAGCGCUCACAAAUCCUCAAACAGAUGCAUCUGACCAAGAAUGAGAUGGAGAGAGAGAUCCAGAGCAUCACAGAUUCAUCCCGUGGAUCCAUUCGGCGUAAAAACCCGCCCGGCCUGCGCUCCCAGCGCAGCACUGACGAUGCAGCCAGCGUUGCAGAGAGGCCAGAGGAUGAGGUACAGCUGAUCCACAGUAAGAACGCCUCCACACCCACCAGCCCCACCAGCCUCAAUCCUCCCACUGCGGACAACAAGGGUGCAGACAAGGGACAGACAGCCAACGCAGGAACGAUCAAAGACCUCUUCAACAUGAAGCCAGAAUGGGAGAACUUAAGCCAGAUAGACGUGAGGCGCAUGCACACAGCGAUGCGGCUCAAUGAGGUCAUCACCAAGAAGUCCAAGGAGGCAAAGCUUGUUCUGCUCAACAUGCCGGGACCACCCAAGAACCGCGUGGGAAAUGAAAACUACAUGGAGUUCCUCGAGGUGCUCACUGAGGGUCUCAAUCGGGUCCUGCUGGUGCGUGGAGGAGGACGUGAGGUCAUCACCAUUUACUCCUGAAGUGCUCUGAACAGCACCUCCACGGACUUCUCCCUCUCUUACCUCUGUGUCAUUUCAGUGAAAUCUCCCAGCACCCUCCAUCUACAUGUUUAUCCUCUUAACCAUCACACGAAGCGUUAUGCAGCAGUCACCUUUCUAUGCUCAACUUGUCAGCUGAUGAGAACAGAUCAAUUUAUUGUUAGCUCUGAUGUGUAAAUUAUAUUUGUAUCCUCUUUUGCUCUGGUCCUUGUCAUUUGUAAAAGAGGCAUGUUUUUUUUCUUUAUUAUUAUUUCUUAUUUUAUUUGUUAUUGCUUUAUUUCAUUAUUAUUGUUAUUUAAGUAGUUAGUCAUCUUAUCAUGUCUGUCUUUCUCCUGUUUUUGCUCUUUCAUUGUAUGGUUGAUUUUAAUCUUAAAUUGAAAAGGGUGGCUGCAGACUGUUGUUCAUUCAACUGUAGGCUUGUAUUGAGUGUUCAUAAAGCAGGAGUCAGAGGUUUCUAUGUAUACAAUUUACCAAAACAGACAAGAGACCAACUGGAUCAAAUAGAUUUUCCUACUGUUUCCCAGUUUCCACUCAUUUUAUACACUAAGUCUAUUUACCGUCAGUGUAAAUGCUGAUAUGUGGGAUUUGCAGUUUAAGCCCCGGCCAUAAACAAUGUUUUAAUCCCAGUCUCGUCCUUUAUUAUGGCAGGGAUUUAUCGGUUUGUUUGUUUGUGAAUUGUGCUUAACAGAAAUAAUAUAAAUCAAAAGACUUCCUGUGGAUUAACGUUAUUGUUUAUUUCAUUAUCCCUACAGAUGUGGUUAGAUCAUAUAGAUUACAUGAUCGAAGUGCAAUACAAAACUUUUGAGCUUAGCCACUUUAUAUACUGCUCCUCAGUCUAUUUAUAUGUAAUCUCUUAUGUAGCCAUGAUUCACUGCACUCACUGCCCUGAUGUUUUCAUGUCAUUUCAUUUCAUUUAAUGAUAAAAGUAGUAGUACUUAGGGAGUAAUCCACAAAUUAAAGUAAACCUUUAUUACAUUUAAGCAUAUUAUUUAAAGUGAGACAUGACAUCUGCAUUUAAACGUCACAUAUAUAAUCAGCUUCAAAACAGAAUUUCAAAGAUAUGUAAUUUUAGGUGGAGUUUAAAUGUUAAGAAUACUCACAAAUGUAUUUCUAAGGUGAUGAUGUUUCACAUUGUAAAUCAGGAUAAGAUGUUUAUCUUUAUUAAACUUAGAGAAUGUUUUAGACAUUUUAUCUCAGAUGAUUUAUUUUUUAUAGCUGUGGCUCAGAAAAAAAGUUUUAGAAAUAUAAUUCAUAUGAAAAAAAAUAUUUAUUGCAUUUUAUGCACAGUAUUAACUAAGUGGUUUAACAGCAUUACAAAUAUGCUCACACCACUCUUAGCAUUAAGCUUGUCUCGGCAAAACGACCAGCAACAUGCCUGUAUGGCAUGUCAGAGCUUAAAUAAUUAAUAUGUGUCAAUGAAGCAGAGAAUAAAAACUAAUAUUCAGUUAAUGUGAGGUUGUGCACUGUAAUCAGGAACAAAGCCAGGUUUGUAUGACCAAGCUAACCAGCUAGUGUUAUGCCUUUAUUUUUCAUCAACCAAACUUUGAGAAAGAAGCUAAAAAGUGUAUUUACCAAAAUGUCAAACUACUUUACAUUGUGUAUAUGCUGCAAGGAUUGAAAAGGUUAUUGCAUUACCUGUGAUGUAAGAAUCUACUGAGUAUGUAUGCAAAAAUGCAGGAUAUCAUCUGCAAAGAAAAACUCCAGAGAAAUUCAGCAUUGUAGUACGUUUAUAAAUGAAGUCAGAUUA
Notolabrus celidotus (New Zealand spotty) is the source of this 5102-nucleotide messenger RNA. It is a transcript of the gene slc12a5b, whose product is annotated as solute carrier family 12 member 5b. The record is from RefSeq and is a predicted model, not a curated record. Gene Ontology annotation, cellular component: membrane. Gene Ontology annotation, biological process: chemical synaptic transmission; chloride ion homeostasis; potassium ion homeostasis. Gene Ontology annotation, molecular function: potassium:chloride symporter activity. Lineage: Eukaryota; Metazoa; Chordata; Actinopteri; Labriformes; Labridae. Bases 26 to 3337 code for a protein of 1103 amino acids. The transcript has 26 exons.